UUCAUGAAGCAGCUUCUCUUUGUUUUUUCUCCUUCUCUCGCGCACACACACACCAGCUUUCUCGCUCUUUUUGUCUGAGCUGACAAGAGCAAACAUUGAGGGAGCUCGAUCGCUCCAACUCCUCCCACGCCAUGCUGCCCUGGAAGAGGAAUAAGUUUGUUUUGGUGGAGGAGGAAGCCAAGAAUAAAACCAACAGCCUAGGGACGGGGUUUACCUACCACUCCAUCCUCUCCUCUCUGCUACGCUCCUGUCCUGACUUGCUGCCCGACUGCCCCUUCAACUGGGUGGGCAGUAUCUUCCACACCAAACGGCAAAAGGUGGAACUGAACAAAGAGGAGCCUGUUUACAAUGUGCGCUAUCUGGGGAGUGUGGUUACCAUUAUGGCAAAGGGAGACGGCUGCACCCAGGACGCAGUUGCCAAAAUCUGGGCUCGGAGCAACUAUGGGGAGCAGAGUGUCAAGAUGAGGUUAACAGUGGGGCCCCAAGGCAUCAGAAUGAGUGUGGACAAAUAUGGGAAAAAGAAACCCCUUCAUCUUUACUCUUUGAACAGAAUCACUUAUUGCACCGCUGACCCAUGCCGGCCCAAGAUCCUGGCCUGGAUCUACAGGCACCAAGUCAAGAACAUGGCAGUGGUGCUUCGGUGCCACGCCGUCCUGCUCAGCAAGCCAGAGAAGGCACAAGCCAUCUCCCACAGUCUCUACCAAAUCGCCACCUCCGCCUUCAGUGAGUUCAAGCGGCUGAAGCGUCAAAGCGAUUUCCGGCACUGCCAGCAGCAGCUGCUGGGCGAGGAGGCGGUGCCCCUGAUGCCACUGAGGAGGCUACUGAACGGGCAGUGCCACUACAGACCACCUGCUGACAACCCCGGCAGUGCCACCCGACUCUGUUCCAUCACCGAGGAAGACGAGGAGGAGGAGAAUUACAUGGACAGCAGAGAUACGAAGGUGGAGGUAGAGGAGCAGCAAGAGAAACAGCGGAUUUUGACUACAAACACAGACCCAACUCAGUUAUUAUCAGAGUUGGACAUUGGAGAUAUUGCCAGAUUGGAGCAGUGCCAAAUCAACUUUGUCAGCGACAGCAACAACAACACGUUUACGUUUAUAACCUCUCUGGUGUGACUAUAACAUCGUUUGAAGAGUGCAAUUCUGUAUCACAAAAGUAAUGUAUUCCUGUCUUUGCCCUGCACUGGUGCCCCCACUCAGGCCGUCCCCUGCUCAGUCCGUGUUCUGUGAAGUGUUUACCAGAAACCUCUUCUACCAGGAGGCAGGGAAAAGGAAGACCAUCCACUCUGUAGGACUAAUUUCUCUUCUGGCCAGAUGCUGGUUUGACUGUGGCAGUUUGUGGGAAACUGUUUACAAAGAGGGCUGAUGAUGCACAGACUGACAAUAGCACAAUGAUGUACGAGGACGGUGGAUUCAGCAAAUAUAAGAGCAUAGCUGGGCUCACUGACACGCAGGUCACAGAAUUGAUCACAGCACCAUGUGUUUAUUAGUCCUCGAUAUCUUAUUUUUGUGAGUAUUAUUAAUACCGUGUUUGCCAGCAGGGACGUUUUUUGGAUUGACUUGUGAUAUUUUUCAGGGAGGCUCUUUGUAAAUUUGUGUAAUUUUUCUAAGAUGACAAUCAUCGAUGGUGUUGUUUGUAGACUGACCUUUUCGAGCGCCAAACCGCGAGAUGAAUUUAUUACGGUUUUACUAAUGAUCAUAGCUGACUAAUGAACAAGGCUAUAAUUUAGGAAGCAAGCCAUUGAAGCGUCGUAUUUAUUGCUGCCAUUCGCUACAGUUAUUAUUAUUAAUGCAUGACAUGUCAGCAUUGACCUUUUCCUGCCAAGCUUUUGUCUUUUGUUCGUCAUGUGACAUAUUUGAUCCUUCUGCUUUUUCAAAAUGAACACUGUGAUUAAUGUGUCUCCAGGGGCAAAGCUAACAUAACAGUUAAACAUCAAAGUUUUCUUUGUAAAAUUCAUAUUAAUUACAGCGUCAAACUGGUUCGACAAAACAAAAUCCGUUUUUCAAAUCCAAGUUUUUUUUCCCACAUGAGCCCUUGCAAAAAUGCACAAGGACCCAUACAAGUUAAAACAAUGUGUCUGAAAUAAGCUAUUAAUAUCUGUGCUAAACUAUCUGGAGUUGCAUUGUUAUUACUAUGAAAUGAUGCUAUUUAUUUUCCAAAUAUGGUGAAUAAAAAUUACUCUCA
Solea senegalensis (Senegalese sole) is the source of this 2184-nucleotide messenger RNA. RefSeq names its product family with sequence similarity 43 member B (gene fam43b). The record is from RefSeq and is a predicted model, not a curated record. The transcript has a single exon. NCBI's taxonomy places the organism in Eukaryota, Metazoa, Chordata, Actinopteri, Pleuronectiformes, Soleidae. The coding region runs from base 132 to 1115 and encodes 327 amino acids.